Messenger RNA from Loa loa (African eye worm), 303 nucleotides. RefSeq lists its product as hypothetical. NCBI's taxonomy places the organism in Eukaryota, Metazoa, Nematoda, Chromadorea, Rhabditida, Onchocercidae. The record is from RefSeq and is a predicted model, not a curated record. The transcript has 3 exons. The coding region runs from base 1 to 303 and encodes 100 amino acids.
AUGAAAGAUGCUCAAAGUAAAAUUGAAGAAUGGAUAGGUUAUUCCCAUAAUUUAUUGGAAAAAUGGAGACAGACACAAAUACCAAAUGAGUAUGCAAGAAUUAUGCAAGAAUUAUUGUGUAUGCAAGAAUUAUGCAAGAAUUAUUGUGUAUGCAAGAAUUAUGAAACAAUUCCGAUCCAUCGGAUAUCAUCAUAUUUAUGUGCAUUGGAUGUACGCAUGCGUGCAUGCAUCUUCAUGCUUCCUUUUUUAUUAGUUAUAAAUAAAACGAUCAAUGAUAAUCAAGAUCAACAGUUAGCAAUAUGA